This is a messenger RNA of Camellia sinensis, 1281 nucleotides long. The record is from RefSeq and is a predicted model, not a curated record. NCBI's taxonomy places the organism in Eukaryota, Viridiplantae, Streptophyta, Magnoliopsida, Ericales, Theaceae.
AAAAAAUGGCUUGAAAUCCAACUGGGCUGGUUUCUAUACUCUCCCAGGAAGAGAGGGGUAGUGAGAGAAACUAGAGAGAGAGAGAGAGAGAGAAAGGUGUAACAGAGGAGACCAAACGAAGACGAAGAUGUCAGACCUAGACAGUCAAAUUGAGCGGCUGAAGAAGUGCGAGCCUUUGAAAGAGUCCGAAGUCAAGUCCCUUUGCCUCAAAGCCAUGGAAAUCCUUGUCGAAGAGAGCAAUGUUCAAAGGGUCGACGCACCUGUCACUAUAUGUGGUGACAUCCAUGGACAGUUUUAUGACAUGAAAGAACUUUUCAAAGUGGGAGGUGAUUGCCCAAAGACUAACUACUUGUUUCUUGGAGAUUUUGUUGAUAGAGGAUUUAAUUCUGUUGAGACAUUUCUGCUUCUACUAGCCCUGAAGGUCAGGUAUCCAGAUCGAAUAACACUCAUAAGGGGGAACCAUGAGAGUCGCCAGAUUACACAGGUAUAUGGAUUCUAUGAUGAGUGCCUACGCAAGUAUGGUUCGGUGAAUGUGUGGCGAUAUUGUACAGAUAUAUUUGACUACUUAAGUCUGUCUGCUCUUAUUGAGAACAAGAUUUUUGGUGUUCAUGGGGGCCUUUCUCAUAACAUUUCCACAUUGGACCAGAUCCGAUCAAUUGAUCGAAAGCAAGAAGUACCCCAUGAUGGUGCCAUGUGUGACCUCCUAUGGUCAGAUCCAGAAGAUAUAGUCGAUGGUUGGGCGUUGAGUCCCCGUGGUGCUGGUUUCUUAUUUGGUGGCAAUGUUGUUGAUAUUUUUAACCAUGCAAAUAACAUUGACUAUAUAUGUCGUGCCCAUCAGUUGGUAAUGGAAGGUUUUAAAUGGAUGUUCAACAACCAGAUAGUUACUGUGUGGUCUGCUCCAAAUUAUUGUUACAGAUGUGGUAAUGUAGCUGCGAUUCUCAAGCUGGAUGAGAAUCUUGACAAAGAGUUUCGCGUGUUUGAAGCAGCACCGCAGGAAUCCAGAGGGGCUCCUCCUGUCAGAAAACCGGCACCAGAUUACUUUCUAUGAAAUUGGGUUGAUUCAGCUUUACCUGUUUGUCAUCCAAUAUGCUUGAAUUCGUCAACAUGAUUAUAAAGUUGUGCCAUGUGAGGAUAACCUCUUUUUUUUUUUUUUUUGCUGGUCUAAGAAGAUAACCUCUGUCGGGUUUUUGAUCAGUUUUGUCUGAUAGGUUGCUUUGUCAUUUGAACUCAUUUGUAUGUUUUGACUUUUUAUUGCUGGUAAUAAUAGCGUGUUACGUAGUA